Molecule: messenger RNA, 627 nt
Organism: Haliotis rubra (blacklip abalone)
Lineage: Eukaryota; Metazoa; Mollusca; Gastropoda; Lepetellida; Haliotidae
Exons: 5
Coding region: 61-462 (133 amino acids)
Source: RefSeq, a predicted model, not a curated record
CACCAACCAGGUGUGGCGUGAAGAAUCACCUGUUUGUCAUUACCAAGUAGUGUGAAAACCAUGAAGACGGUUGUGACUCUCUGUGUCGUGUUGGUGCUCCUCUAUCACGUCGAGGGAGCAGCUCCUGGGACGCAGUGCACGAGUUCUCACGGCUGCGGCAGCUGCUGCAGAGACAGCACCGGCAGGGUCAUUUCAACUGACCAGGGCAAUGGACCAUUUGGCGGAUUCGGUGGUUUUGGAACGCUUGGAGGUCAGCGUAAUGGCACGUGCAGCACCAAGAAAGCUGUGAAGGGCGAGAUCUGUGACAGCUCGUGCCAGUGUGACACAGGUCUGGCUUGCUAUCGGCCAUUGACCGGCGCCUGCUGUCCGCCCUCCACCUGUGUUGAUGAAGCGUACGCUCAAAAACAGCACGCAUAUUGGGCCAGCUGCUUCGCCAACCCACAAUGUGCUCUGCCCGCAUAAACGAUACCAUAAUAUCGGAAAAUAUACAUAUGUAUGCUUAGAAGAAAACUCAUGUUACUUUUAGAAAAGUAAACCAGUCAGUUUGAGAGUCUACGUAUUUGGGUCAACUCUGUCAUAUUUGAUGCAAAGCAUUUGCUGUGAAAACGAAUAAAGCGUAAAUGUGGA